Naegleria gruberi is the source of this 306-nucleotide messenger RNA. RefSeq lists its product as uncharacterized. NCBI's taxonomy places the organism in Eukaryota, Heterolobosea, Eutetramitea, Acrasida, Naegleriidae. Bases 1 to 306 code for a protein of 101 amino acids. The record is from RefSeq and is a predicted model, not a curated record. The transcript has a single exon.
AUGGACCUAGAUACUGCUGUUAAAGCCAUGUUCAAUAUUGAGCAAAAUUUAAUGCUCAAACUAGCUGAACAAAAGGAUGAAACAAACGAAUUGGUUACGGCCAUUGGGCAAUUAAUGGUGGAAACAAACAAAUUGGUUAAGGCCACUGAGCAAAAUUUCAUGAGCAAACUUGAUGAACUAAAGGUGGAAAAUAGCAAAUUGAUGAAAGAAAUUAAAAGUUGGAAGGAUGAAAAGGCGUAUAAGAAAUGUGAUUGUGAUUGUUUGGGUUGCAAGGAUUGUUCCAAGAAGACGAAUCACUGUAAAUAA